Molecule: messenger RNA, 513 nt
Organism: Lactuca virosa
Lineage: Eukaryota; Viridiplantae; Streptophyta; Magnoliopsida; Asterales; Asteraceae
Source: the annotation of a GenBank genome assembly
AUGGCGACUUCUGUUCACGUUGAUCCUUCUACUGAGAACGAAGAUCCUGUGGGAAUUGACACUGUGGGCACAAAAGUGAUUACCUUAGUCCCCCCGUCUUCAUCAGCCAGUAAUUUUGCUUCCUUUAUUGACGUCUACUUUUCUCUUUUUCUUUUUCCUUUUAUCUUACUUUGUUGUAUUCUAUUACUGCGUGUUUACUUUGCUGUUUAUGCAACAAUCACCAUAACAGGAAAAAAUGCUACCAUGCCGACAUUGGUUUCCCUCGCUGAUUCACUUCCCCAAUUUCAGCAUCCUUUUAUUGUGACCAGUGUUCCUCCAUCCCCUUUUCAAACAGAGGUUGCCACUGAUGAGGAAGCACUGGAUAAAGCUCGAGCCUGCUUGAUGGAGGGGAUAUAUUUGCUGAAUGAAGUAUUCAUCCGCACGAAAGCACGUUCAGAUGAGCUUUCUAAAUGCCAGGUUGAUUUCAAUGAAGCUUUAAGGGAGUUGAAACAGUUGUGGGUUCUUCCUGAGUAG